AUGAAGACAAAGCAGGGGAACCUGCGGAGGCCUCCGCACCUCGUGGUGCUGCAGUGGAUUUUGGAGGCGUGGGAUCAAGUCCCCAAGCAGGUCAUCAUUGACGCGUUCCGCCAUUGUGGGAUUUCAAGCAAGUUGGACAGGACGGAGAACCACCUCGUGAUGUCUCACCUGCGCGCGAGGAGCACCACCGAUGUCUCUGAGGACAUGUGCAUCGAGGGGACCACGUGCGACAACACGCGCCUGCUUGGGCACGCUAUUGAGGAGGAGGAGGAGGAGGAGGAGGAGGAGGAGGAGGAGGAGGAGGAGGAGGAGGAGGAGGAGAUGCAUGCGAAGGGCAUCAGAGAGGUGGCCAUGGCAACCGGCCUGGAGGUGCUGUACCAGGAGACCCUUAACUACCACGGAGCGGCGGCAGAGGCUGACCACAUGAUCGAGCCAAGGCAGACAGCUAGGCAUGUCUGGCGAGUGCCAGACCUGGGUGUUAGGGAGCCUGAUGUUUGUGCAGAUGAGGAGGCCAUGACGGAGGGGGGCUAG
Molecule: messenger RNA, 531 nt
Organism: Closterium sp. Naga37s-1
Lineage: Eukaryota; Viridiplantae; Streptophyta; Zygnematophyceae; Desmidiales; Closteriaceae
Source: the annotation of a GenBank genome assembly